Erigeron canadensis is the source of this 985-nucleotide messenger RNA. RefSeq lists its product as uncharacterized. Lineage: Eukaryota; Viridiplantae; Streptophyta; Magnoliopsida; Asterales; Asteraceae. The transcript has 5 exons. The record is from RefSeq and is a predicted model, not a curated record. The coding region runs from base 393 to 806 and encodes 137 amino acids.
ACUACUUAAGUCUACAAUCGAUCAGAUUUCUAAUUCCCACAUAUUCCUUUUCAUCACAGCAACCACAUAUCUUGAAUAAUGUUCUACCGAAAUGGACCUUCAGCCUUACUGGGCAUGAGGAUCAAACCCAUGACUUCUGUUUCCAGAGGCUGAGCUCCAACCACUGAUCCAACCUAGUUGGUUUAUAAAAUUUGUAUAAUGAAGGUGAUAUAAAUGGGUAAAUAUGUGUGUUUAAAAGAAAAGAUUGAGUAUUUUUAUUAUUUAGGUUUUUAAUUGGGGAAAUUUGUAAUUUAGAGUGUAAAUUUGAGGAUAUAUGCAAUUCUCCCAUAAAUUAGUAAAAAGGACCGAGGGUCGUGCGUUUUCUAAUUGAUGAGAGUUAUUAUAGAAGCAGAAUGGAUGAAGAUGAUGACGGAAAAAGAGAAGCAGCAAUUUCAUCAGUAAUAGCAGCUGCUUCUUUAAAAUCUAAAUUAUCAAAUGGUCCCUCUUCUUCUUCUGUUACUCAAUCUCGGAUAUCCAAAUUCCAGGAACUACACAAUAGGCGUAUACAAAUUAAAGAAAAAUCCAAGAUUAAAAAAAAGAAAUCUAAAGGGAGAUCAUCCGGGCCGAUCAGAUUACAAGAGAACGCUGAAGAGCGUGCAAGCGAAUGUAAAACAGAUCAAGGUACGAGUACUUCUAUCUCGUUAGAUGAGAAACGGGAUGAUGUUUUGACGAAAAAUGUGGCACCACCAAUAGUUUCAAAAAGACCACAGAAGCUAUAUUGGGGGCUCGAUACCAAAGAAAGAUGGGAAAGGAAAUCUAAUAUGUAGUGAUUACACACUCCAGAAUUCAACACUUAACGCUCAAGAUUGCUACCAACAUUACAAGAAAAGAUGAAAGGCAGAUUAUAAAUCUGUGUGCAUUUUUCCAUAUGUAAACAUCGUAACCUGGGUGGUUUUCGUUACCAGUAUUUUUAGUUUAGCAUGUUACAAGAAUUGUUUCUUCACCA